Molecule: messenger RNA, 1290 nt
Organism: Hyposmocoma kahamanoa
Lineage: Eukaryota; Metazoa; Arthropoda; Insecta; Lepidoptera; Cosmopterigidae
Gene: XRCC1
Product: DNA repair protein XRCC1
Exons: 7
Biological process (GO): single strand break repair; base-excision repair
Cellular component (GO): nucleus
Molecular function (GO): damaged DNA binding
Source: RefSeq, a predicted model, not a curated record
ACCGCCGAAGUAUUUUAAUAACCGGCGGCAAUCUAUCUCACCACCGCUACACAUGUCUUUCAAUUUCAACCCUGACAUUGGCAAAAUCGUCGCGCAAAACGACGGAGCCAUAGACACAAAAGUUGAAGUUGAGUUAAUGAGUUUAAAUGGUACAGUGUAAUAUCACUGGAGCCCAAAGAGUACACUGUAAAACUUUAACUUGUGCUGUUUUCUGAAAGAUAAUAUUUUUAGUAAUCUUGUGUAUGAAAUAGGUGCAUGAAAGAUGCCGCAAAUUAAAAUUGAUUAUGUUGUUAGUUUCAGCAGUGAAGACUCGGAGCACCCAGCACGCGGAUUGGUUAGCGGCGCGGCCGACGGCGCGGGACGCUGGCUCUGUGCACGCGGGCAACCCAACGCCUCCGUGCUGCUGCAGCUAGCACGAGCUGCACGGAUCAGCCGCGUGACGGUGGGCGCACACCACGCGGCGCUGGUCGAGGUGCUGGCGGGCCGGUCCGAGACACCGCACGAGCCCUUCCAGGUGCUGGUGCCGAGCAGCGUGUUCGUGUCGGCGCAAGAGUCGCGGCGAGCGGAGGGCGUGCAGCGCGUGCGCAGCUUCGACGGCGAGCAGCUGACUGCCGCCACGCGCGACUUGCGCUUCGACCGUGUGCGCGUUGUCGUCUCGCAACCCUACAACAAGCAUUGCCAGUACGGGCUCUCGUUCAUCCACCUGUUUGAGCCGGAGAAGGAUGCAGAGGCGAUCGUCGGCGAGCAGGCGGAGGAAGCGACAGAGGCGGGGGAGGCGUCUGACGAUGACGAGUUUCGCCCCGGCGAGCUGUUCGCGUUGCACCGCACGCAGCACGUCGCACACACAGAUACUCAAAUUCGGCGGGCAUCGGCGCUGGCUUUGAAAAAUGUUUCCGACUCGUCCACCAAAUUGGUGAAGGCGUCGGUCGUCAGAGCGGGGGGCGCCGAAAAGCAAUCCGCCGAGCGCGACGCGGAUAAAGAUAGGAGGCGAAGCGCGUCCGGCGACGAACGGGCCGCAACACCGCCCGCCUCGAUCGGGGACACGAACUGCGGUUCGGCGGCGUGCACGUCGCGGCCCGAUCGCACCAAACGGAAGCGUCCAGACGGCGGGACGUCGCACGGUGCGGCGGGGGAGAAGAAAGGGAGGACGGACGAGAGCGCCAUACUGCGCGGCGUGGUGUUCGCGCUCAGCGGCUACGCCAACCCGCGGCGCGCGGCGGUGCGCGACCUGGGGCUGCGCCUGGGCGCGCGGUACCGCCCCGACUGGGGCCGCGACUGCACGCACCUCGU